Molecule: messenger RNA, 225 nt
Organism: Pyricularia oryzae 70-15
Lineage: Eukaryota; Fungi; Ascomycota; Sordariomycetes; Magnaporthales; Pyriculariaceae
Exons: 2
Coding region: 1-225 (74 amino acids)
Source: RefSeq, a predicted model, not a curated record
AUGAAGCUUUCACUUAUUGCUGCAGUCCUGGCGACCGCACUCCCUGCCCUGGCCCAUGAGGCCAGCGCCGGUACCCCACUGACGGUAGCUCGUCGCGAUGUGCCCAUCCAGGCUGAUAAGCUCACUGCGAGAGAGGCAACUAGAGCCCGCGUCUCUGUGCAGAAGCGGGAUGCGCCACCUGAUCCCCUGAAAUCGAGACCCGACCAUAAAGACAAUGGUAUCUAA